AUGAAACUUCACUGCUCUAAAAUAUUAUUAUUUUUACUUCCAUUAAAUAUAUUAGUAACAUCAUUAUCAAAUGUGCAUAGUAAAAAUAAACCAUACAUCACAUCACGUCAUACAGCAACUACUAUAUCGCGAGUGUUAAGCGAAUGUGACAUCCGAUCGUCAAUUUAUGAUAAUGAUGAGGAUAUCAAAUCAGUGAAGGAAUGUUUUGAUCGACAAACAUCACAACGAUUUGAAGAAUACGAAGAACGUAUUCAAGAAAAACGCCAAAAACGUAAAGAAGAACGGGACAAAAAUAUAAAAAAAAUAAUUGAAAAAGAUAAAAUGGACAAAUCAUUAGCAGAAAAAGUAGAAAAAGGUUGUCUUAGGUGUGGGUGUGCGUUAGGAGGUGUUGCAGCAAGUGUUGGAUUAUUCGGGGGAUUAGGUAUCUAUGGUUGGAAAACCGCCGCGUUGGCAACAGCUAUAGCUGAAGGUGCUGCUAAGGGUGCUGUGGCAGCUGAAGCUGCACGUAUUGCGGAAGGUAUUAAAGCAGUCAUUAAAGGAAUAGAAACCAAAUUUGGUGUAUCAACUGAUGGUCUUCAGGGAUUCAAAUCAUUUUUUACUGCAAAUACUUAUAAUAAUGUCAAAAACAUUGCUCGUGCUAUAAAUAAUCAAUAUGAGCCAUCGUCAUGUCCAAUAACUGUCCCAGUCGAUUCCAAACCUAUUUGCACUUGGGUGAGGGCAAAUUUUUUUGCUGCAAAGGAUAGUCCAGGGAAUUUUACUUCAACGUAUGAAGUUGUAGAAACAGCUGUAACAUCUAUCGUCUCAGAUGCCGAACCUGUUGCUACAGCAGCUGCACAACAAGCUACUGAAGAAGCUAUAAAAGCUAGCACUGAUGCAGUAGAAUCUGCAUAUGCUGCUUGUCAGACUGCUAUAAUUGCUUCUGUUGUAGCAAUAUUGGUAAUAGUUUUAGUUAUGAUAAUUAUUUAUUUAGUUUUACGUUAUCGACGAAAAAAAAAAAUGAAGAAAAAAGCCCAAUACACAAAAUUAUUAAAUGAAUAA
Molecule: messenger RNA, 1038 nt
Organism: Plasmodium falciparum 3D7
Lineage: Eukaryota; Apicomplexa; Aconoidasida; Haemosporida; Plasmodiidae
Product: rifin
Exons: 2
Coding region: 1-1038 (345 amino acids)
Source: RefSeq, a predicted model, not a curated record